ACCACCUCCGCUUCUCCCCACACAAACAUCUCCCACGAUCCAUCCAAGUUCAGGAGCGCAGAGUUUGAGAAUCCAAGCACAGCAUCCGUCUGCUUCUUUUGCUUGCUUGCUUCUCUUUCUCUGCGACCAGAUCCUCCCACCGUCUCGUCUCAAUGGCCGCCGUCUCCACCAAGUCCAUUGCUCUCCUCGCCGCGGUUGUGCUCGUGGCGCUCGUUGCGUCGGCGGCAGGGAGGAUUGUGGAGCGGGAGGAGGAGUUCUUCCUGGGCAGCCUCGCUCCCUCGCUCGCCCCGGCACCGGCGCCGGCGGCGGUGGUUGGCGCAGCAGGCGCCGUCGCUCCCGGGGCGUGGGCCGUGGCCGCCGUCGUCUCGCUCCUCGCCUUCCUCGCUCACUGAGGCGUCGUUGCGUUGGGUGCCUAGCUUCUUGAGAGAUGGAAUCCUGCAAUCUGAAUUGCGGCGAGUCGCGUCUGUUUGUUUCGUUCAGUUUAGUUGGUUGGUUAGACUACCAGUAGUAGUGAUCUAUGCAGUGAUGGUGUUGCGUACUGGGUAUCUCUCUCUUUUGCCUGUAUAAGAGAGAAAGUAUGUUUUAAAUAAUACUAUUUAUUGAUUAUUCUUUAUAUGA
Molecule: messenger RNA, 618 nt
Organism: Triticum dicoccoides
Lineage: Eukaryota; Viridiplantae; Streptophyta; Magnoliopsida; Poales; Poaceae
Exons: 1
Coding region: 153-392 (79 amino acids)
Source: RefSeq, a predicted model, not a curated record